AUGCCUAUUAUAAGUCCAAAUCUAGCUCGAUUAUUUUUUUUUCCAAGUUAUGGAUAUACGCAUCUUUUAACAUAUCUUGGUAUUCGAAAUGGUUAUGAUAAAAUUGAUAAUACAGUUUAUGUUGGUAUAUUACCAACGAUUGCAAUGCAAAAAUAUUUAAUUGAACAUGAAAAAGUUAAUGCUGUUAUAUCGAUGAACGAAGAUUAUGAAUUAACAUAUGUUUCUGAUCAAAGUCUUUGGGCUAAACAUGAGGUUCAACAUUUACGUUUACCUACUGUAGAUUUUUCAAAUCCACAAGUUGAAAAUCUUUUUCAUGGCGUUGAAUUUCUUCGAACAGUACGUCAAGCAAAUAAAACAGCAUAUAUACAUUGUAAAGCAGGUCGUCAACGAAGUGCGAAUUUAGCUGCAUGUUAUUUAAUUGAUACAUAUGGUAUGACACCUGAAGAAGCUGCUCGUCGUAUACGUUCAAUCCGACCAAGUACUAUAUUUGGUGCACGUGAAAUGAAACGUUUACAUGAUUUUAUGAGUGUUUUAUCAACAAAAAAGAAAAAUGUUUAUAUUGAUAGAAUAAAUGAAAGUUUAUUAUUAUUCAAUCGAAAUAUUGAUAAAUUUAAUGAACUUCUUAAUAUAUUAAGUCAAUUGAUUGAUGUAGCAACAGGUCAAAUUAAUGAUAUAGAAAAAACACUUGGAAACAAUGAUGAUGAUGAUGAUGAUGAUGGUGAUGAAAAUGAAGAACAACAAAUGACAUCUGAUAGCGAAAGAGAAUUAAUAAUUGGAGGAAAAUUAUGUGAAUUAAACGAAGAUUUAAAUACUUCUUCACGUGAACUUCGGCAAUCAUGGAGUACACUUGAAAAACAAGGUGCAGCAAUAUCAAAAUCAGUCUUUCAAUUACCAAAAUUUGUUCAGCUUUUUCUUGAUACAACUAAAACUGAUGCUGAUUUCAAUGAUCCAUAUUUUCGUUUUGAAAUGGUUCAUUUUAGUGAACAAUUUCCUAUUGCUGGGCAAUUUUAUUAUGAAUUAUGUCUUGAAAUUCAAGUCAAUUUUCUUGAUUUAUCAAGUAUGAAAUCUAUUAAACAUUUAUCAACUGUUUUAGAAUUACUUUCUUCUCGUUUACCUUCAAUUUCAGGUACUAAUUUAAUAACAAAUAAUUUUUUUAUCUCAUGUAAUAUUAUGACAAAUUUCUUAUUUAAACAUCUACAAACACUUGCUAUUGCAAGUGUAACAUUAACAUCAUCGUAUUUUGUAUUUUAUCAAGAUAAUAAUCAAAUAAGAAAUCGUUUGAUUUCUUUAUUAAAACUUCAAGCAGCUGAAUAUGAACGAAGAAAUGUAGGACUAUCAUCUUCACGAAGUCGUUUCAUGGAACGAAACAAGGAUAAUAUUGAUGAUGACGACGAUGAUGAUGAUGAUGAUGAUGAUAAUGAUGAGAAUAAAGAUGAAUCUGAUAAAACGAAAGAAAAUGUAUCAAAUAUGCGUGAAAAACGUUUUCGAGAGUUUGCUUCCGUUGAAUAUAAUGAUGAAAUAUAUAUGACACCAUUGGAUUUUCUUGAAUCAGUUAUAACCGAACGACCAAGACCUCGUAUUGGUCGUCGACAUUUAACUGAAGAAAAAAUUGAUUCAAUCUUAUAUGGUACACCACCAAAACAUCGAGGUUCAAAAAGAUUUUUUCGUAACCUUGAAGAUGCUGGUCUUAUUUCGUUUUCGGAAUAUUUAUUUCUUUGGGUGAUUUUAACAAAACCGCAUACACAAUUUGAAAUUGCAUUUGCAAUGUUUGACACAGAUGGUAAUAUUAAAAUCAUUUCAUUAUUACGAUUAAAUAAAAAUAACUUGAGUAAUCAAUUGGUUGAUAAACAUGAAUUUCUUGUGCUUGGAAAAGUAAUGAGUGAUAAACGUAUGUCGCGUCGACAAACAUCAAAAUCAAUGACGAAAAAUUUAAGUGGUUCUAAUGUACAAGAACAUAAACAAACUGAUACAACAUUACUUUUACAUUUCUUUGGAAAAAAUGGCCGUGAUACAUUAAAUUAUACAGAAUUUAAACGUUUUAUGGAAAAUCUUCAAUUAGAAGUACUUGAAAUUGAAUUUAAUGAAUUUUCACAUGGAUUUAAAACAAUAUCUGAUUUGGAUUUUACCGAAAUACUUUUACGAUAUACAGAUUUUGAUCGUGAUACGAAAAGAAUUAUUUUAAAGAAGGUUAAAAAAACAGCUAGUGAUGCAAAUGGUAUUACAUUUGAUCAAUAUAAGCAAUUCUUUACAUUUCUUAAUAAUCUUGAAGAAUUCAGUAUUGCCAUGCGUUUUCAUCAAUUAUCAAAUAAACCAAUUUCACAAGCGGAAUUUCAACGAGCUGUCAAAAUUUCUACUGGUUUUGAGCUUGAUACAGAAGUAAUUGGUCUUAUUUUUCGAAUAUUCGAUGCUGAUGAUGAUCAACAUUUAAGUUACGAUGAAUUUAUGGCUGUUAUGAAAGAUCGAUUAUCUCGUGGCUUUCAGACAUCUGAGUAUGCCGAUGUAUCGGGUACAAAAUUUGAACAAUUUAAACGUUGUUUCCGUGAACGGGCCAAAUGUAAACAUCUCGUGAAUAUGGAUAAUGAGUUAAAUUUAUUACGAGUACCAUACCCUGACAAAAGUGCUAUCGAACAACAACAACAACAUGAAAAAAAUACUGAUAUUGAUGCAUAUUUAUCCUCAUCAUCAACUUCAUUAUCUGAAAUAGACGAUGAACAUAAACAACAAUCAAUUGAAACACCAGUAACUACGAUUAAAAAGAAACGUACUAAAUGGCAUGUAUAUGAUACAGUAGCCAAAUUUUUAUUAAAAAAUCGUUUUUAUUUAACUGCUUUGGAAUUUUAUACUGAAUUAUUAGAAAAUGGAUAUGAUUUACCACGUUUACGUGAAUAUUUUUCUAAUCCUGCUAAUUUCGAAGGUUCAUCUUCAACAACAAUAAAUAAACAAUCAUCAUUCAUUCGUAAUCUUAGUCAUUAUGCUGAUGAUGCUAUUUCUCUUGGAGGUGGUGGCGGUGGUGGAAACGGAGAUUAUCUUUUUCGAACAUCAAGUAGUCAAACAUUUGAUUCAACUUCAAUCGAUAAUAUAACUCGUUAUUCGGAAGAUAUUGAUUGGAAUAAUGGUAAUGGUAGUAGUGGACCAAUAAUGAGUGGUAGUGGAUUUGGUGAAUUACGUUUUAAUGAUGAACGUGUUGCUGUAUUAGAAUUUGAAUUAAGAAAAGCACGAGAUACUAUACAAGAAUUACGACAAACAUUGACUUAUGAUUCAGCAGAUGAACAACAACAACAACAGAAUAAAAAACCAGAUGAAAGAAAUGGCAAAUAUCAAAUUAAUUCAUCCUCGUCGAAUUCCACACAACCAUUAAUACCAUCAGGAUUAGCUGUUCGUCCAUUUGAACGUCGUACAUUAAAUUAUUUAAUUAAUGAAUAUCUUCUAUCAAAUAAUUAUAAAGUAACAAGUGUAACUUUUGGAGAAGAAAAUGAUACAUCAGAUUUAGAAGAUUGGGAUAGUGUUGGUUUAAAUUGUGCUCGACCACCUGAUUUAAAUCAAUUAUAUCGGUGGUAUUGCCAUCAAUUAAAUGUUGAUAAUGAAAAACCAACGAAAGAAGAUUUUUCAAUGUUAGUUAAUUUUGAUGAAAAUAUUCAUGAUGAACAUAAAAAUCUAAAAACAACUGUACAACAAAUGCAAUUUGAUUUAGUUGAAUAUAAUAAACGAAUUAAUCAAAUUGAAGAUGAAAAAUUAAAUCUUAAUAAUGAAAUCCAAUGCUUAGAACAUGAAAAGAAAAAUCUUUUAAUACAAUUACAAGUUUUACAAAAUCGUUUAACAUCCGAUGAACCAACAACUGAAAUUAAAAUCGAAGAUGCAAUACAAUUAAAUUCAUCUAGACAAUUACCACAAGUUUAUCGACGUGCAUUCGAACGUCAAUCAUUAUCUUAUAAUAUUAAUGAUGAUAAACUAGAUGAUGAUAUUGAAAUAAAUCAUGAUUAUGAACAAAAAACAUUUGAAGAUAUUAUUCAAGAAUUAAAUACACUUUCAUUAGAUCAAACAGAUUUAUUAGAUUUAAUUGUACGAACUAUUACAAAGAUUAGUUCACAUUUGAAUGGAUCGAGAAAAUUAGAUCUUGUUCCAUUAAUAAUUUGUACAUCCAUAUUACAUACAAAAACGAAUGAACGUGAUCGUCUACUUAAAACACUAUUUAAUUUAUAUAAAAAACCUUCAUAUAAUCAACGACAAGUUAUAUUAUAUGCUUGCCUUUGUUUUGCUAAACAAAGUGGCCCAUUACGUGUACAUGCAGAAUUAUUACCACAAUGUUGGGAAAAUUUAAAUAAUAAACUUGACGAAAGACGUUGUCUUGUUGCAGAAGCAUGCGGUAUUUUAACACCACAUUUACCUAAAGAUAUUCGUGUUAGUUUAAUAUUUUCUAUGUUACAACAAAUGCUUGCAGAAGAUAAAUGUGAUCAAGUACGUUGUGUAUGUAGUAAAAGUUUAGCAAUGGUUAUUAAUGAAAUUGAUGAUGAAUCUCGAUUAUCUCAAUGUAUUGAAUUACUUGAUAGAUGUUUAUCUGAUACAUCCGAUGUUGUUCAAGCAACCAAACGAUAUUUAUUACCAUCAAUUGCUCUAUGGUGUCUCGAAUUAAAUAAGAUUUGUCAAGUUUUAAUUGAACAUUAUUUAGUUAAACUUGAAGCACUUGUACAAAAUAUUCCAACUCCAUCAUCAAUUGAUAAUCAACGCUUUAAUCAAUUAAUGCAUAUAUUAACUGAUUUAAUUGUAUUUAUUUUUGCAUCCGCUUUAAAAUCUAUGACAAUUACGAAUGAUCUUUCUCAAAUGAAUUCAUCAACACGUAUAUUACCUGAUACAGCAUUAUCAGAAUUUUAUCAAUUACAUAUAAUUUUAUCUCCAAUAAGUGAAAAAUUACUGAGUCAUUAUGAUGAAUGUGCAAUUAACGGAGAAUUUCCAUUUACUGAUCAUAUUAAUACAUAUUUAGAUAAUUUUUUAAAACGUUCAUUUGAUACAAUGGCAUAUAUUGACAUAACCAAUGUGAAGUUAGUUCAUGCAUGUAGUGAAUUUAUUAAAAUGAUAAGUCGUUAUUUUGGAAGAAAUUUUUGGAAAUUAAAAAUUAAACCACUUUAUACAACAACUAAUUCAUCCGUAUCGCAAGAUGAAGGUCCUCGUAAAGAAGCUCCGUUUGUUCUCUAUGCUACCGGUGUAUUAUGUUCUUGGACAACAGAACAAGAACGAGCAGAAUUAACUCAGUAUAUAUAUGAUGCACUUCUUCUUAUUGCAAAUCAAAAAUUAACUAUAAAUACUUUGCAAGCAAUAUAUGCAGAAAUUGGAUCUGAUAUUAAUUUUCAAGAUAAUUUAUUAAAUAUUCUUCGCGAUUCGUUAACUAAUACAAAUUCCCAAAUUCGUCUAUAUACUUUGCAAUUGUUUAGUAUUACAUUAACACUUGUUAAUCAUUCGACUAUAUCCAAUAAGAUCUUGCCAGCUUUAAUUACGCUUGCAUCUGAUGAAGAUAUUAUUGUUAGAACAGCAACUAUACCAGUAUUUGGAUCAAUUAUCGUUGAAUGCUCAGAGUCUGAAAUCCUUGAACGAGUUUAUGCUCAAUUUCAAAUGUUUGAUAAUGAUACAACAUUUCGUGAUGAACAUCGUGUUCAAAGUGAAUUUAUAAAAACUUUUACUCAAAUAGCACCACAAACUGAAAAUAAAUUUCGUGAAGAUUUUAUAUUACCAUUUCUAGCAUUAAUUGCUUCACAAAAUUCUCAACAGCAAUCAGAACGUGGUUCAGCAAAACGUCUUGAAAUUGCAACUUAUUUAUUUGAAGCAUAUAGUGCAUUAUCAUGUUGUUUUCAUUCUGGUCAAUCGAUAUUAAAUAGUUUCUUACCUGGUCUCUAUUGUUUACGUGUUGAUUUUGCACAAUUAAGACCUGAUAGUGUUGCUGUAUUAGAUUCAAUUAUUAAAGAUCUUGAACAUAAACUUGAACAAUAUAGACAAGAUAGUUCGUUAUUAAUUGGUGGUGCAAGUCUUAAUCAAGAAAAUAUUCGAGGGCGAAUGCUCAAAGGGUUAACUAAUAUUCGAGAUUCAACGGAAAAAUUAACUUAUCGAUUUAUGAAAAAGAAAUAG
Messenger RNA from Adineta steineri, 6114 nucleotides. Lineage: Eukaryota; Metazoa; Rotifera; Eurotatoria; Adinetida; Adinetidae. The record is from the annotation of a GenBank genome assembly.